ACUCGCACACAUAACUAAUCCAUAAAUAAAAACUCCACAACUCCAUUACGUUAUCUAACUUUCAAUUAUAAACUCUCCCGAGCCUGCUUCUUUUUUCACUUUGUUUCUUAAAAGAAUCAAAAAUACAAUCUUUCUUUAGAAAAACCCAAAUCUUCAUCUGCAUGCAAAGCAUUCAGCUAAGAUAAAGAAAGAAAAAUAAGUAAAGGGCAAUUCUUUGAUGAGGAAUAUGUCUAAGAGCAGCUUGUUUCUGUUUCUGCUGUUGUUUUUUGUUUCUUGGGUUUCUUCUGUUACUGCUUCUGUGUCUUAUGACCAUAAAGCUAUUACCAUCAAUGGACAGAGAAGGAUUCUUAUUUCAGGCUCUAUUCAUUACCCAAGAAGUACUCCUGAGAUGUGGCCGGAUCUUAUACAGAAGGCCAAAGAGGGAGGUCUGGAUGUCAUAGAAACUUACGUUUUCUGGAACGGACAUGAGCCUUCACCUGGGAAUUACUAUUUUGAGGAUAGGUAUGAUCUGGUCAAGUUUAUCAAGCUGAUACAACAAGCAGGACUUUAUGCUCAUCUUCGAAUUGGACCCUACGUUUGCGCUGAGUGGAACUUUGGGGGAUUUCCUGUCUGGCUAAAAUAUGUCCCUGGUAUUGAAUUUAGAACUGACAACGGUCCUUUCAAGGCGGCAAUGCAAAAGUUCACAGAGAAGAUUGUCAGCAUGAUGAAGUCAGAAAAAUUGUAUGAAACUCAGGGAGGUCCAAUAAUUCUUUCUCAGAUAGAAAAUGAAUUUGGACCAGUUGAAUGGGAGAUUGGUGCACCAGGCAAAGCUUAUACAAAAUGGGCAGCUGAGAUGGCAGUGGGUCUUGGUACUGGUGUUCCAUGGGUCAUGUGCAAGCAAGACGAUGCCCCUGAUCCUGUUAUCAACACCUGUAAUGGAUUCUAUUGUGAGAAUUUCAAACCAAACAAGGAUUACAAACCCAAGAUAUGGACUGAAAACUGGACUGGCUGGUACACAGAAUUUGGCGGUGCAGUUCCUUAUAGACCAGCAGAAGAUUUAGCAUUUUCAGUUGCUAGAUUUAUACAGAACGGUGGUUCAUUUGUAAACUAUUAUAUGUACCAUGGAGGAACUAACUUUGGCCGGACUGCUGGUGGUCCAUUUAUUGCUACUAGCUAUGAUUAUGAUGCCCCUAUUGAUGAAUAUGGAUUAACAAGGGAUCCGAAGUGGGGACACUUGAGAGAUUUGCAUAAAGCUAUCAAGUUAUGUGAACCUGCUUUAGUCUCUGUAGAUCCCACAGUAACAUCACUUGGGAGUAAUCAAGAGGCUCAUGUGUUCAAGUCAAAGUCAUCCUGUGCAGCCUUCCUGGCAAACUAUGACACCAAAUACUCUGUUAAAGUAACGUUUGGCAGUGGGCAAUAUGACCUUCCACCUUGGUCUAUCAGCAUUCUUCCUGAUUGCAAGACUGCAGUUUUUAACACUGCAAGGCUUGGUGCGCAAAGCACGCAAAUGAAGAUGACGCCUGUUGGCAGUGCAUUUUCUUGGCAAUCAUACAUUGAAGAAGCUGCCUCUGGUUAUACUGAUGAUACAACUACACUAGAUGGAUUGUGGGAGCAAAUCAAUGUCACAAGGGAUGCUACAGAUUAUCUUUGGUACAUGACAAAUGUGAAGAUAGAUCCUAGUGAAGGAUUUUUGAAAAGUGGACAAGAUCCUCUUCUCACUGUAUAUUCAGCUGGGCAUUCUUUGCAUGUUUUCAUCAAUGGUCAACUAUCAGGUGGAUUGAAUGGAGUAUUGCUGGUUGUCAAGUUUCUACUUGACUUUUUAUAUUCUGUUGUAUUAACUCAACAGUUUAUUCUUAUUGCAGGAACUGUUUAUGGAUCAUUAAACAGUCCUAAGUUAACAUUUAGCCAGAAUGUGAAGUUGAAUGCUGGUGUUAACAAGAUUUCUUUGUUAAGUGUUGCAGUGGGUCUACAGAAUGUGGGUGUGCACUUCGAAAGAUGGAAUGUUGGAGUUCUUGGCCCAGUCACACUGAAGGGUUUGAAUGAGGGGACAACAGACCUGUCAGGAUGGAAAUGGUCUUACAAGAUUGGUCUAAAAGGUGAAGCAUUAAACCUUCACACUGUCACUGGGAGUUCAUCUGUUGAUUGGACAGAAGGAAAACUGUUGGCUAAAAAACAACCACUAACAUGGUACAAGACGACUUUUGAUGCACCAGACGGCAAUGACCCAUUAGCUUUAGAUAUGGGUAGUAUGGGAAAAGGUCAAAUAUGGGUAAAUGGUCAGAGCAUAGGACGCCAUUGGCCUGCAUAUAUAGCUCGUGGUAGUUGUGGCAGUUGCAACUAUGCUGGAACUUACAAUGAUAAGAAAUGCGGAAGUAAUUGUGGAGAACCCUCCCAAAGAUGGUACCAUGUUCCACGCUCCUGGCUGAAACCGAGUGGUAAUCUAUUAGUUGUUUUUGAAGAAUGGGGUGGUGAUGCAAGUGGAAUUUCUUUGGUCAAAAGAACUAUAGGAAGUGUUUGUGCUGAUAUAUUUGAAGGGCAACCAGCAUUGAAAAACUGGCAGAUGAUUGCACUGGGGAAACUUGACCGUCUCCAACCAAAAGCCCAUUUAUGGUGUCCUCCAGGGCAGAAGAUCUCUAAGAUCAAGUUUGCUAGCUAUGGAAUGCCCCAGGGAACUUGUGGAAGCUUCAGAGAAGGAAGUUGUCAUGCUCACAAGUCAUAUGAUGCUUUUGAAAAGAAGUGUGUCGGAAAGCAAUCUUGUUCAGUAACUGUGGCUGCUGAAGUUUUCGGAGGAAAUCCCUGUCCUGAUUCUGAAAAGAAGCUUUCAGUUGAGGCUGUCUGCAGCUGAAGUCUGGAAGAACUGUAUCUAGCCAAAUAAAUCAAGUCCCAAAUAAGAUCUUCAGUGCAUAAACCAUUGAUUGAUACAGCAUUUAUAAGAUUUGAAGCUUAGCAAAAGUAUAAAUACAUACCACACUCAAUUUCGGCGAAGCCGAAUAUUUGUGAAGUGGUUGUGAUGGUGCCUCAUGUACAUAGACAAGCUAUUAUUGGCCAAAUACAGCUCAAUGCAGCAUACUUAGCCUUAUUACAAUCUGCAAAAAUCUUAGUUCUUAGAUCACUGAUAUCUGAUACAAGUAAUGUAAGCAUUUGGCUUGCUGGGUUUGAAGCAUUUUUUGUGCUUUUCAUUUGUAAGAAUAAAAUGGAAAAGAGUAAUACAGAUUUUGUUAAUUUCUAUGUA
Messenger RNA from Manihot esculenta (cassava), 3211 nucleotides. RefSeq names its product beta-galactosidase. The transcript is spliced from 18 exons. NCBI's taxonomy places the organism in Eukaryota, Viridiplantae, Streptophyta, Magnoliopsida, Malpighiales, Euphorbiaceae. Gene Ontology annotation, biological process: carbohydrate metabolic process. Gene Ontology annotation, molecular function: carbohydrate binding; beta-galactosidase activity. Bases 218 to 2824 code for a protein of 868 amino acids. Gene Ontology annotation, cellular component: vacuole; cell wall. The record is from RefSeq and is a predicted model, not a curated record.